Molecule: messenger RNA, 4551 nt
Organism: Notodromas monacha
Lineage: Eukaryota; Metazoa; Arthropoda; Ostracoda; Podocopida; Cyprididae
Source: the annotation of a GenBank genome assembly
AUGAUGGAUGAGGAUAGAACUGGAGAGGAUGGUCAAAAUGUGAAGAAAUCUCAAAAAUACGCAGCUCCACUUGAAGACAACGCCUGCUGGAGAGGCUGCAAGCAAAGCUUUGCAGGCUGGAACAACUCAGUGGUGCCUCCAUUCCAUGCAACCCCAUUUGGACCCCUGGAGCAAGGAGCCCACAUGGGACUCCACUCACCAACCACCAACUUCCAGCCCUUGCAGUCUUCAUAUGACCCAAGCAAUGUUGCUUAUGGACCACCUUUAGCUUCCCCAAUGUUGAGAGAAAGCUUUGCUGGGUCCCAAUAUAUUGCUUCAAGGCCUGUGAGAUAUUCACAACUGUGGGGUCAGGAAGGACCCUCUGGAUCUUCUUCUGCUGGAGGUUCUUACAGGGAUAGUUUGGGUGAUGCUUUCCCAAGAACAGGGGAUGCCAUGGAUGAGUUUGGGGCCUCUUAUCACAGAGCCAGGAAUGACAGCAGGAAUGCCACUCCAAAGAGCUCUUCAAGUAGAGCAAAUUCUGAGGCUCCAUGGCAAACACAAACACUGUCUCAGUGCAUGGAGACCUGUAAUCAAGCACUCUGGAAUCCUCAGCAAAACAUGAACGCUUGUUUGACCAGCUGUUUUCAUCAGCAGCCAUCUCAGGUCCAACAAAUGGCCAACAAUUUUGACCUCAGGAGCUUGUCUCAUAGCAGAGCCAGUCCAAGGCCUGAGGAUGAUGCUGGAAAUGUGCAAAGAGCCAUUGGAGAAGCUGCCCAGCAAUUGCUUCAGCAUGAAGCCCUGAUUACCAGCCACCACAACCCUCAAUCUCCAACAUUGAUCAGAGAGCAAAGCAAAGUCCAUCUGAUCAAGAAUAUUUUGCUGCUGGCACAAGAUUUGCUCAACCCUUCAACAACAGCUGGGUCUCAAACAUCUCCUCUUAUGCAAUCACCCUCUUCAUGCUCUCAAUGCACCAAAUCAUCUUCCCCAACUUAUGGAGAAACAGGUAGGUCAAAGCAAAGUGGAGGCAGUGAAAUAAUGGUCAAUGUGCCAAAGGUUCAUUUUGAUGAUAAUGUCUGGCAAAUGAGUGCAUCUUCCCAUGGUGGAGAUGUGAGUAAGACCACUUGGGCAGAACAGCAGUAUGAUGAUGAAUCAACUUGGACAACUGAUGUUCUUCCAGCUUCUGUUGGAGGUGCAGAGAGUGAGAAAAGCUUUGGAUCUUUUCAACAGAAUACUGGAUCAAGAGAGAUUUGUGACUACAUGCAAACAAGCUCAGACAUGUACAAUGGAAAAUACAAGACCAAAACCGGAUUUGAAGCUUCUUCCCAAGACACUGGGUUCAAAGACACCCUGGACAAGCAAGCCAGCUCUGGAGGCAAAUGUGAGGAAGAUGGAUCCUCACCCUGCACUAACAUCAUCAGUCAAUUUGGAAAUAUUCUUGAGAUGAAAAGAUGCAAAUGGGAUGAACCCACCUCAGCGCAGUCUUCUGGCACAAGAACAGAACAAACCAUUUCCCCACACCUUCUCACAGACCAGGUGGCCAAGUUUGAAUAUCUAAGCAAAGAGCUCAGCAGACUUUGGAUAGCCCUGGAGGAGUUGAAAAAUUUGCAAGACACCCCUGGCAAACAGAAACUUUCUGGGCAGAAAUCAGACUCCAGCCCUUGCAGAGAACCUCAAAUCACAACUUCAGAGCAGAAGGAAACCACUGAAACUGGAUCCUCAGAAAGAGGAUCUAGUAAUCCUGAAAGGACUUCUCACAUUGGAUCUGGAUCACAUGCCAAUUCACAAGAACCUAUGCUUACAGACCUUGUAAUUGAAUCUCUGGAAGCUGCUCUGGCUGAUCACAGCUCACAAAAGCAGUAUUUUCAAGAACCUAUCAAGUCCUCAAAAGCAGAUGUGACAGCUCUUUUGGAAAAGCUGAAGCAAUCAGUUCCUGGAUACUUUGAAUCUGAGAAAUUUGAACCUGAUCAGCCUGAUGAAGACUCAUCCACAUUCAAGAGUGAGCCUUUCCAAGUUGAGAAAAUUUUCUUUGAACCUUCAGAAGACACUGUUUCAACUGAUGAAGGCAUUGUCUGCAAAUUGAAUAGGACAUUGAAAAUCAUGGAAAAGAAUCACUUGAGCAUCACUUCAGUGUCUCUCUCUGUUGAUGACCUGACCUUGAUUCUUUCAAAUCUUUCCUCUCAAGAGGAAAAGCAAGUACAUCCAAAACAGGAAGAAGAAAAGGCUGGCAGUCGGAAGUUAUCUGUGAAGCCAUCAUAUUCACAUGACCCACUUCUGGAUGAAACUGAUAUUGAAUUUGGCUUUGGACGCAACACAAAUCAAGUAGAGCUUACCCCAACAGCAUCUGCAAUCAUAAACAAGGUUCUUGGGGACUGGGUCAACCCUGUGAAACCUGCUUCAGGUUCUGGGAAUUUUGAAACUACUACAUUGACCUACCACAGUUUGAGGUUCCUUACUGAUCUUCUGGAGGAUGCAUUGAGAAGUGAUCCAUCCCCUUCACAUGAAUUGAGGAAUUUCCUCAAGCAUCUGAAGGAUUUGUGUGAUGAGUCUGAAUCUAUUGGGGAUGACCACAGUGACAGUGUGUUCACCAUCAGGAUACACAACAGAACUAAUGACCAAGAAGUGCUGGAAGAGAGAGACACAGCCACCUACAGUCCACAGGUCCUUAAGUCACCAGUGCCAACUCCAAGCCCUGCAUCUAAUGUCCCAGAAACUAUCACUGGAGUUUUUGGAUCAUGGGGUACAUCUGGAAGAGCAAAUGCCAUUGCAUCUCCAAUGCUCUCAAAAUUUGAAUUGCCUUCAAUUGCCCCCAACCCUGACUUUUUGGUUUCAAGUAAUGCCAGCAGUCCUCCUGAAGACAAGCAUGGACAUGAGUCACUGGCAGUCAAUACUGAGAGCUUUAGUUCAAGGAAACAUGAUGCAGUAUUUCAGAUUGGAGUUGACCCAACUGAUGAAAGCCUAGUUGCUGAUAAACAAAGUUUGGAUAAAUACAGCCCAGUUUUUGGAAAAAUUUCAGGAGCUGCCAAGAAAAAUGAAAUUGAGGAUGAUACCGAGUCUCCAGGCCCAGACUCCACUCCCCCAAGUCCAGAUCUUCUGGCCUCCAGGGCUUCCCACAUGAACAUCUCUCAUCAGACAACUGAAAAGCCAGCAACCACCCUGCCAACACCAGCAAAUCUGCCCAUGGUCACAAGGGAGCAAGUGACAGCAUCACUGGCCUCGGUUCUUCAGCCACCUAAUAAACUCCAGUCAGCUCUUCAAGUCCAGUCAGCUCAUCAAUUCCAGUCAGCUCAUCAAUUCCAGUCACCUAUUCAUUUACAAAGCAGCCAAGACACAGAGAAUAACCCAGAUGCCAAUCAUAUCCGAGACUUGGUGCAGUCCAUAAACAAGACUACCCCUGUUUGUUCCACACCUUUUGAGCCUUGCAAGGACUGUGACCCAAAGAUGAAGCUUCAGGAAAUCCAACUGGAACAAGAGAGGUUAUCCAAAGCAGCAGAUCUCAAUCAAGAACAUGAUUUCCCUAUGGAGUCCAAUGACAAUGUUCAAAAGGGGCUGGUUAUGCCUACCAGAAAGGAAAUUCCCAAGAUUCCAGAUGAUGAUGAUGAUGAUGAAUCUUCUCACCCAAUGACUGCUGCUGAAGAAAUCCAACUUGUCAAGGACUUGGUGAAACCAUAUUUUAAUGAUUCAGACCCAGAGAGUGAGCUUUGGAUGGAUGAAGAAAAUCCAGUUGCUCAACCUCAUGUACCAAGAGCUGAACUUAUUGCAGAUAUGGAUGAUAUUUUCUUCAAACCUUCUCAGCCAUCUGAUUCCAAGAUGGAAGUGAAGAAGAGUGACACAGAAGGUGCUGUUUCUGAGGAGCUUGUUGUGCCAAAACCCAAGAUGUUGGAUCAAAAUGGAAACUUCCAGGAAAAUUUCAUUCCAGAAAAUGUCCAAGCUAAGCCUGUGGUGCCCAGAGGGUUUUUGGAUGCAACCUCAUCUGAUGACACCAAUGAAGGCUUAGAAUCACUUUCAGACAAUGACCAGGAACAAAAUGCAUUGGAUACAACAACACCAGAACAGAUGGCAGAACAUUAUGACUUGAAGCCUGAGGAGGUGACAUUUGAAAGCUGGGCUCAGGAGAGUCCAGAGCUCUUGGAGCCAGUGGAUGAGAACAUGUUGCUGGUGGCCAGAGCCAUUUUCCAUCACCUCAAGUGCUUCAAGUCUAAUACUUUUUCACUCCCCGAGGCUAGCAUUAGGAAUGAUGAUCUUUCUUCACUGGAAACCAAUGAGUUUGUCAAAGCAGUGGCUCCAGCCAUGAGCAUGUUCAAUCAUUCUUGCUGUCCAAAUGCUGCAUGGGACUUCAUUGAUGGCAAAGUCAUUUGCAGGGCUUGGAUCAGAGCCCUGGGCAAGAGUGAAGCUGAGUACCUCCAGAAACAUGAGUCUUUCUCUAUGGAUUCCUUGGAGGACACUAUCCAGGUCCUGGAGCAGCAUGUGGUCAACUUGGACCCACUGGUGCCAAGGGAUGCCAUUGAGCAUGUUUUACCUGUUGAAAUGCUGAGGAAGUGCUACUUACUUCAGGGCUAUGUGCACAAAAGAUGA